Messenger RNA from Heteronotia binoei (common prickly gecko), 4588 nucleotides. RefSeq names its product transmembrane protein 170B (gene TMEM170B). The transcript is spliced from 3 exons. The record is from RefSeq and is a predicted model, not a curated record. Gene Ontology annotation, biological process: negative regulation of canonical Wnt signaling pathway. The coding region runs from base 1 to 564 and encodes 187 amino acids. Gene Ontology annotation, cellular component: plasma membrane. Lineage: Eukaryota; Metazoa; Chordata; Lepidosauria; Squamata; Gekkonidae.
AUGUCUCCCCCGCCGCGGGGAAGCCACCCCAGCCUCCUCGCCCCUUCGGCCCGCCGCAGCAGCCCCUGGCCUCGGCCUCCCCUGCGCCCGGAGCGGCGGCCCGGUCACACGCGACUCCCCGCCCAGCGGCCUGACAGCGACGGAGCCCGACACGAGGCCGCGGCGAUGAAGGCGGAGGCGGGGGACGGCAGCAUGAUCAACCUGUCGGUCCAGCAGGUGCUCAGUCUGUGGGCGCACGGGACCUCGCUCCGGCACCUGACGGAAAUGUGGUACUGGGUUUUCCUAUGGGCUCUCUUCUCCUCUCUCUUUGUCCACAGUGCUGCAGGAGUUUUAAUGUUUGUGAUGCUGCAGAGGCAUAGGCAAGGGAGAGUAAUCUCUGUCAUUGUGGUCAGCAUUGGAUUUCUGGGUUCUGUAACUGGAGCUAUGAUAACCAGUGCAGCUGUAGCUGGAAUUUACAGAGUAGCUGGGAAAAGCAUGGCACCCUUAGAAGCACUGGUGUUUGGAGUUGGGCAGACAGUACUGACACUGAUUAUUUCCUUUUCAAGGAUUCUUGCUACCCUUUGAAUCUUCUGUGAAAACUUAGUUUAUACGAAGGAAAACAGUCUGUGGAGAAGUUUCCCAGAAGUGCUUUCAGAGACUGAUGGGUUUGAAUUGCUGAUGAAUUGCAAGGGGAAACACUCGGCAUGUGACCUGCAAAGCUAGAGGUCCCACCCCUUUGGAAAGGACUUCCUUUAGAGUCCAAAAAUGACUCACUACUGCACUGCACCUAAUGUGCCUCUGUCACAGGCAAGGUGUGUUCAGUUUAGGUGAAGCUGCGUGAUAAAAGCACCUUGUGAAGCUGCUAAUCAGGCUAAUGGUAGGUGAUGCGAUCAUUGUUCUUAACAGUAUUGAAAGAAAAUACAGGGGCAUUUCUGAAGAAUGGAUACAUGUGCCAAAUGUGAAGCUGAUUUUAUAUAAAAAAGAUAAUGUGACAAUUUAAAUGUGUAUUAAUUGAGUGCUGCAAACUUAAUUCAAAAGAAUUCAGGUUCACUAGCAAGGUAUUUGCUUUUUUGAUAUAUUAACUGAAUCCCACUCAGUUCAGAAUGUUGAACUAUGAAAAUGAACUUGAGUUUUGAAUAUGUGUGUGAGCAUUGCUGAGAUCCAAUGGCUGAAGCAAAACUCUUGCAAGAACUUGAAUGUGAUUGACCCUAGUAUAGGAAAUCUUUAUGAAGGGCAAAUAGAUCACUAGAACAGAACUCUUCAGUAAUCUGCUUACAUGCUCUUGAUUUUUUGUCAAUUUAUGAUAUAUCUCAAAGUCUCAUCAUAGAUUGACACACCAGCUGUAUGAAUUAACUGCAGCUUUCAAAAUGAAACCUACAUUAUCCUUAAACUUGAUUCUCUCCUCCCCUCUCCCCAAAAAACUGUCCAAAGUCUUCUGUGACUUUCUAAAUAUAGUUGCUGUUUUUCUUUCCAGAAACCAGUUCCAUUGUUCUUGCUAAAAAGAUAUUUUGGUCAGUAGGAGCUGGAAAACAGGUUUACUGCAUGGCCCAGUUUAAACUUCCAGAGGGAUACUUGAGAAAACUCAAAAGGAGUGAAAGUUAAUGUGAUCAUACCAGAAUUCAGAACAAAAUAACAACUAAUAAAUUGUUGGUAUCAAAAAGGAUACAAUCUUGCCGCUUUUCCCCAACAGUUAAAAAAAACUUUGGAGUUUUCACAACCUUAGUUUCCUGUAGGUGUGUUCUGUAUGUUGCUCUUUUAACAAAGGCAGUGGUGGUGUGAAUGUGAUGUCUUUGAUAUAAAAUGUUAAAAAUGAAUUGAGAGAAAUUACAGAACAAUGCCUAGAUAGACAAAUGUGCAUGUAGAGAAUGAAUGAAUGAAUUACAUCUUUGGGCUGAUUCACAUAUUGCCCUUUAGGUGGGGGCACAUGUAAUCAUCUGGAAGAAAGGAGCAAGCUUCCUGAAUCUAGCAGCACAAGCUGGGAAGUCGACUUUAUCAUUUGCCAGAGAUCCCUACAAGCUGUUGCUGCUCACCUACCACAAACUGAGCCACCUUUUUAACAGCACCUCAUUAGCUCUGGCUGUGACUUCUCUUUUCUAGAGGUGUGGCAGCACCAAAGGAUCUUGCUGGGAGCUUGGGUUAAACUAGGCAGAUGUGGGAAAUGGCGGCAGGAGGGGGUAAGCUAACAUUGCCUCUAUUGUUUGCCAGCAGAACGGCAGUUCCCUGCUGGCUGCUAAUAGAAAUGAUGGGAGGCAUCAUUUCAUAUGUUCCAUUGCUAAGAGACAUUAUAUGAACCAGCCUAUAAUAAAAUAGACACUCUGCUUAUUCAGACACCUGAAUGGAAAUUAGAGACACGGCCACAAGUUGGCAUGAUGGCAGAAGUUAAUGCCUACAAGAAAUCAUACUUGCAGCAAUAAUACUCUUGACAGCACAGUGCUUUGUUCCACAGCCUUUCUAAUUAUUGUGAUAAGCAUCACAGUUUAUAUUCAUAUACUCAGAAAUUGCCACUAGAGGUUAUUUUGCUUACUUUACGUAGAGAUAACAUUUUUAAAAGAAAGCAGUUUUUAUCUCUCCUUGAUGCUUGUUUUGUAAGGAUAGGCCUCCACACUGUAAGGACUUGCAUGUCUGUGUGGGCAUAUAAAAGGAGCAGCUGCUUUGCUGUGAGCUUGCAGAGCUUUGUCUGCCAUAGCCACUGAUGGAAGCUCUGUAUUCACCCAAGGCUCCGAGUCAAGGCCUUAAGGCUUUGGGGACUGGAUUAACAUUGAGAUACUUAACAAACGACAUAUUUCAUUAUCUUUGUAUCAGGUACUUUUUGUAAAUACCAAGGUACAUUAUAAAUAAACAUACAGUAGUAUGAAGUGAUAUUUAAUUUUUAGUGCCUUGAGUAUAUAUUAGGAGUUUUCUAGCUCACUAUCUACUGAUAGCUGUUCUGCCCCCUGUUGUUAGACUCACUGUUGGACCACGUGGUAGUGGUAUGUUCACGUGAAAACAGAAAAAUUGGCAUAUUCAUUCUAGUGCUACCAGUUCAAGUCAUGCAGAAAGGUUUUUCUUAAUUCUUACUUGGCAAAAAUAUUAUACCCUGUAUAUCUUCAGGGCUUUAUAGAAAAUAGUAUCUUGCUUUACAUAUUUUAGUCAGCAUCAGAACGCGCUGUUUGCAACACUGUUGUGAAUGUUAUGUGUGAAGUGGGUUUUUUUUGUCUAGUGUUAAGUAGUACUUUAAUAAUGCUACAAAAGUUGAGCACAUCUCAGGCCCCAGAAAGAAGAAAGCUGUGUAAAUUUCUGUUGACUUUUAUGGCUAUAAAUAGAAAUGUGUUCUUAUGUCUGAGAGUCAGUCACAUACUUCCUAUGUUAGUUAUGAGUGCCUGGCAAAGCUCUAAUGGUUUUCAUGUAAAAGAAACCCCAUCAGUAUUAAGGCUAGGCUGGGAAUAAUUUAUAGUCAAACUAUAUGUUUUGUUUUGAAAUAUUGCAGUAUAUUUAUUUGGUACCAGCAGUACAACAGAUUCUUAGCAGUGUCCUUCCACAUGAACUUAGUGAAACUGCAACAAAAGGAAACUAUUACAGAUCAUGUCAGGUAACAUUUAACUACAUGAGAUACUUUUAGGAUAAAUCAAUGUAUAUGAUUGCUUCUCACUUUCUAUAAAAGAUGGUAAGGAAAGUUUCUAUUACAGACAUUGUUCUUUAAUGAUAUUAAAGUGUAUGUUUAAGAAAAUAGGCACCAGUAUUGAAGAAGUCUCUGGCCUUAAGUCUUUGAAUGGGAUACAUCAUAUUUGUAUUAUUCAUUGAUUUUUAAAACUGAUUUCUGCAAUCCAACAGGAACGAAGUCUCUAGGGUAAUGUGUUCCUAAUAGCAAUAUUCUUCUUUAUUCAGUCUUAGAGGGUAGUACUGAUUGGCAAUUCUUCAUAUGCCCAAAGUGGUUACUUUCACAAUAUUAGUCUUGUUUCUUCAAGGUUAUAGUGGUGUUUUUUGUGUUUGGGUAGAAUGUUGAUUGUAUGAAUGGCAUUAAAAUAAUACCUUUAGCUGCUAAAAGAAAUGGAGAUUAGUAUACUAAUCUUUAAGAAAUGUGGUCUGAGAAAAUAAGUAAACAAAUUCCUCAAGAGAAGAAGAAGAGGUUGUCUUAACUUUAAAAGAAUCCAGUAUAAGAUAUAUGCAGUACUAGUGUCUGACCACUAACUGAAUUGCCAGAAAUAUGUCAAGACAGAUCAAAAUCUCAUGCUAUUUGAGAUGAACUCUUCUAGAUAAUCUUUGUUUUUCUUUUUAAAAAACCUUAGGCUUCAAGGGAAAAAACUCUAUGAUGCUUAGUAAUGAAGAUCUAGGCAUUUUUAUUUCAUUUUACAGAGCUACAUAUAGUAUAUACUUGACUUUCAUUUAUGAACACAUGGACCAAAGAGGUGGUUAGUAUGCAUUGUAUUUAUGUGUAAUAUAACAGCCUAAAUAUAUUUUUUCUUUAGUAAAUCCGAGGAAAGCAGUAGUGUUUCCUCGUCAGUUUUGCACUUUGCUAUAUUUUGUUUUAGUAUGAUGAACUUCUUUCUACUUGAAGCUUGCAUAUUUUUGUUGUAUUGUAGUAAUACCAAGCAGUCUGCAUUUGGUAUGAUUAAACUGAUUUUUAAAAUUA